UGGGUUCCGUCCGCCUUCCUUUCCAUCGCCUCUCCCUUCCUCCUCUCGUCUCCGCCUCCUCGGCCGCUCUGCUCCUUGGCGUGACUCGGCACUGAGAGCCCCGGGAGAAGACGCGGCGGUCUCCACCUCUACUGUCCAGGCCUCGGCCUGUUCCCUUCCUCUCCCGGGUCUUCUUUUCCUUCAGUUUCGAAGCCGGUGGCGUCGCGGCCGCCCUGCUGGGCUCUCUGUGAAGAUGGUAGGAGUGAAGCCGGUCGGAAGCGACCCGGAUUUCCAGCCGGAGCUGAGCGGCGCAGGCUCCAGACUCACCGUGGUCAAGUUCACCAUGAGAGGGUGUGGACCAUGUUUGAGGAUUGCCCCAGCAUUCAGUUCUAUGAGUAACAAAUAUCCACAGGCUGUUUUCUUGGAAGUAGAUGUACAUCAAUGUCAGGGAACAGCUGCCACCAACAAUAUAUCAGCAACGCCUACAUUUCUGUUUUUUCGAAACAAAGUGAGAAUUGAUCAGUAUCAAGGAGCAGAUGCUGUGGGAUUAGAAGAAAAAAUCAAGCAACACUUAGAAAAUGACCCUGGAAGCAAUGAGGACACAGAUAUUCCAAAAGGCUAUAUGGAUUUAAUGCCUUUCAUUAACAAAGCUGGUUGUGAAUGUCUUAAUGAAAGUGAUGAGCAUGGAUUUGAUAACUGUUUAAGAAAAGACCUGACCUUCUUGGAAUCUGACUGUGAUGAACAGCUACUUAUUACUGUGGCAUUCAAUCAGCCUGUUAAGCUUUAUUCCAUGAAAUUUCAAGGACCAGAUAACGGUCAGGGUCCUAAAUAUGUAAAAAUUUUUAUCAACCUACCCCGAUCUAUGGAUUUUGAAGAGGCAGAAAGAAGUGAACCAACUCAAGCUCUGGAGCUGUCAGAAGAUGAUAUUAAAGAAGAUGGCAUUGUCCCGCUUCGUUAUGUUAAGUUUCAGAAUGUUAACAGUGUAACUAUAUUUGUUCAGUCCAAUCAAGGUGAAGAAGAAACAACAAGAAUUUCAUAUUUUACUUUUAUUGGUACUCCAGUCCAGGCAACAAAUAUGAAUGACUUCAAACGAGUAGUUGGCAAAAAAGGAGAAAGCCACUAAGGUACAAAAGACACUGGAAGACCAUAUUGCAAUCAGAUCUACAGCUCCUGGAUAAUUGCUUGAUUCUCGCCAGAGACUGUCAAUGUUUCAUUCAUUGCCAUUACCAAUAAAUCAUUGCUUUUGUUCAGACAGUAUCAAUAGUGUGUUUCUCUUGUAAUCUUGAUACCUGCAGUUGUAAAUAAAAGUCACUACUUUUGCCAAGCUUAAUUUUUGUCAUCCUAAAUAAGUAUUUUUGCUUUCCAUUUAUUUGAAAAUUGGCCAGCUUCUGAUUUUAGAAGAGACUUAAGUGUCUGGUAAUAUAUUGAUCGAAAGCCAAUUUCUCUCUUUAGAGAAGCAAAACUGUCUUAGGGAAUUAAGGGGUGUGUGUGAAUAUGCACACACACACACACACAGAGCAAGUGAUUUUGAUAAGUGGAUUUGGAACAGCUAACCCAUGUUCAAGUGUGUACUGACUCUUAUUUUUAUUAAAGGACAUUUGGGUAUCUCGGCUAUAGAAAUUACUCACAUUAUAGACUACCAGAAAUAAACGUUUAAUGAGAUUUAACUACUAUUUCCUUAAAUUUAGUUAAUGGAUCCACAAACUCUCAUACCAAGAUUUUAAUCCUUUCUACAUAAACUUUAAAAUUUGAGUCAGCUGUUUUCUUUACUAAUAGAAGAAUGUUGAAAUCAGACAAUUGGAAAAAAUAUAGUAUAAUGAAUUCGUGAAAAAUAGGAAUUGUUGUCUUUAACCAAGUAUUUAUUAUCUGAACUACCAAAACAUGCAGUGUAAAUAUGCAGAGAACAUGACUGAAGGUUGAAAAUGAGUUGAUCAAAUGUAUAUGUUUAAAACGCUGGCAAAACACCUGUUCUUUACUGUGCUUUUUUUUUUUUUUUUUUAAUCUUAAAAUUGUAAUCUAGAAAGUAUUGGUAAAUUUAAUUUUUAAAUUUCUGAAUAUUUUUAAAAUUCAAUAUUUUAAAAGAGAACAUAAGACUGUAUAAAUUGUGAUUCAGUUAAUAAAUUUCAAGGGCAUUCUUGUCUAGGGAUGCAGUAGACAUACUGUUUGCCUUCGGGAGACUAGUGUAUUUAUACAUGUUUAUGAAAAAAUUCUGCAGAAAUUUUAGUGUUGAAAUAGUCAUUUUCUGAAACCCGAGUAUCAUUAGGUGAUGUUUAAUUCAUUUGUAUGUGAGCACAUUAACUGGUCUGUGGUGAUGUCUGUAUCUAAUGUAUUUCACAGUUGUGUUGCCUUGGGUCAAGUGGAAGCAGAAGAGCAAGAAAUAAAAGUUUAUAACACUCCUUA
This is a messenger RNA of Galeopterus variegatus (Sunda flying lemur), 2379 nucleotides long. It is a transcript of the gene TXNL1, whose product is annotated as thioredoxin-like 1. The coding region runs from base 233 to 1102 and encodes 289 amino acids. The record is from RefSeq and is a predicted model, not a curated record. NCBI's taxonomy places the organism in Eukaryota, Metazoa, Chordata, Mammalia, Dermoptera, Cynocephalidae. The transcript has 8 exons.